This is a messenger RNA of Alternaria atra, 1695 nucleotides long. RefSeq lists its product as uncharacterized. Lineage: Eukaryota; Fungi; Ascomycota; Dothideomycetes; Pleosporales; Pleosporaceae. Gene Ontology annotation, molecular function: ATP binding; microtubule binding; microtubule motor activity. The transcript is spliced from 3 exons. Gene Ontology annotation, biological process: mitotic spindle organization; microtubule-based movement. Bases 1 to 1695 code for a protein of 564 amino acids. The record is from RefSeq and is a predicted model, not a curated record.
AUGAACGACGACCCCGGCAACGUCAAGGUUGUGGUGCGAUGCAGAGCCUUUGUACCGAGAGAAAAGGAGAAGGGCACAAGAUGUUUGAUCCGCAUGGACCCAGCGACACAGAAGACGACACUCUUUGCGCCCGAAGAGGGCGAGAACAACGGACGUCGUGUUCUUGACGACAAGGAAUUCACAUUCGACCGCUCAUACUGGUCCCACGACGAGAGCGACCCGCAUUAUGCUCAUCAAGAAGAUGUCUACCGCUCCUUCGGUGAGGAGUUCCUCGACCACAACUUUUCAGGAUACCACACCUGUAUAUUCGCAUACGGUCAGACGGGAUCCGGCAAGAGUUACACAAUGAUGGGCACACCAGACAACCCAGGCUUGAUUCCACGAACUUGCGAGGAGCUGUUCGAUCGAAUCGCGCAUGAACCGUCCCCCAACACCAAUUACCAUGUCCAGGUCUCUUACUUCGAGGUCUACAAUGAGCAUGUACGGGAUCUGCUCACCCCAAAGACAACUCCACCAAUCUAUCUCAAGAUCCGCGAGAGCCAAAAGGAUGGUGUUUACGUGCAGGGUCUGACCGAAGCUGAAGUCAAGAGCUAUGCCGAUGUUGCGCGCUUGAUGAAGAUUGGCGACAUGAGCCGGACAACUGCAUCUACCAAGAUGAACGAUACCUCAUCCCGAUCCCAUGCCGUUUUCACAAUCCGCCUCAAGCAAAUUACCCACUCACUCCUCUCCGACGAGACCAUCGAACGUACAGCACGCAUGCGUCUUGUCGAUCUCGCUGGUUCUGAGCGUGCCAAGUCGACAGAAGCCACAGGAGCUCGCUUGAAGGAGGGAGCGCAGAUAAACAAAUCCCUCACCACACUCGGCCGCGUCAUCGCUGCUCUGGCAGACCCGCGAAGACAUGGUGCAAAGGGACGACGGCCACGAGAGGUUGUGCCGUACCGUGAUUCGGUCUUGACUUGGCUGCUGAAAGACUCUCUGGGCGGUAACAGUAAGACGGCCAUGGUUGCUUGCAUUGCCCCAGCCGACUACGACGAGACUCUUUCCACGCUACGUUAUGCCGACCAGGCAAAGCGUAUCCGUACACGUGCCUUGGUCAACCAGGAUUGCAUGUCCGCUGCGCAACGAGACGCCCAGAUUGCCGAGAUGUCAGAACAGAUCCGCAGCCUACAGGUCUGUGUCAAUGCAGCCAGUCAGCGCAAGAGGGAGGAGGCUACGGAGCUGGACGAGUACCAGAGGCAGGUUGCACUCAUGCAACGCCUCAUGGAAGAGAACCGUCACACGUCCGCAGCGAAGAUCAAGGCGCUCACUUCCGAAGUGGAAGAGCUCCGCCCACUCAACGUAGCCUUGCGUGCAGAGAUUGACUCAUUGCGCCGCCAUCUCCAGCUCGCCUUAGGAGAGCUCAAGAACCCUAUCGUCCUACCUCCACCACGGGAGCUUGGUACGCCAGACUUCGACAAGGAAGAGUGGCUAGAUGGAGGAGAUGGGGAAGAGAAAGCGGUUCCAGAUGAUGAGGCCAGUGAUGGUGACUCGGACUCGGGCUACGAUGAAGGUGACCAUGAUGAGUUGGCGCAGGAGCUACACAAUGAGGCAGAGGCGUUCCUCCAAGAUCUGGCCAUGUUCCGCAAAAAGGUUGGCAGCGACAACGAUCGGUUCGGUCUUCGCCAAACCCUGGCUGAGCUCAUUGGCGAACAUUGA